AUGGAUACUGAGAAGAUUACUAAAUAUAUCGAGGAGAACAUUUCCGGUGAUGCCAUGGGAGCCAUCAGUCUGUUCAUUGCUGUUGCUACUAUGUUCAUUUGGAAUUAUGUUAGUAGAAAGGCCGACGACAACUUAGGCAAGAAGAAACCACUAACUAUGGACGAGAAACCUGUCGCAUUAAACCCAACUGAACAAUUGGAAAAUAUCUAUCUAAGAUAUGAAAAUGAAUUCAAGAAUCGUAUUGCUAAGAUCAUGGAGCUUUAUAGCCCAGAUGAUGACAAAGAUAUUUAUGAACGUAAUUACUGUAACGAAAUGCUGUUGAAGCUACUGAUUGAAUUGGAUGGUGUUGAUCUGUUGAACUUGGAAGGCGAAAAAAGAAAACAAUUGAGACAAAGAAGAAAGGAUAUUAUUAAAAUUAUUCAAAAUGAGCUGGUCAACCUAGAUUCUUUGAAAUAA
Messenger RNA from Maudiozyma barnettii, 456 nucleotides. RefSeq names its product Snl1p (gene SNL1). The record is from RefSeq and is a predicted model, not a curated record. NCBI's taxonomy places the organism in Eukaryota, Fungi, Ascomycota, Saccharomycetes, Saccharomycetales, Saccharomycetaceae. The transcript has a single exon. Gene Ontology annotation, molecular function: protein-folding chaperone binding. Bases 1 to 456 code for a protein of 151 amino acids.